Messenger RNA from Condylura cristata (star-nosed mole), 903 nucleotides. RefSeq names its product olfactory receptor 6M1. Lineage: Eukaryota; Metazoa; Chordata; Mammalia; Eulipotyphla; Talpidae. Gene Ontology annotation, molecular function: olfactory receptor activity; G protein-coupled receptor activity. Gene Ontology annotation, cellular component: membrane. The record is from RefSeq and is a predicted model, not a curated record. Gene Ontology annotation, biological process: G protein-coupled receptor signaling pathway.
AUGGCCCUGGGACACUGGAGUACAGCUGACUUCACGCUGGCUGCCUUCCCAGUUUUCCUGGAACUUUGACUUUUCCUCUUUGUAGUUUUCUUGCUGACUUACACGUUAACAACAGGAAACAUCAUCAUCGUCGUCCUAAUAUGGACUGAUAAUCGCCUACCAUCCCCAAUGUACUUUUUCCUCAGUAAUUUGUCCACUCUGGAUAUUUUAUACACCACUGUCACCACACCAAAGUUGCUGGCCUGCCUCCUAGGAGAGAAUAAGACCAUAUCUUUCGCUGGCUGCAUCACCCACAUCUGUUCCUACUUCUUUCUGGGGACUAUGGAGUUUAUUCUCUUGGUGGUGAUGUCCUUCGACCGCUACAUGGUCAUCUGUAAGCUGCGCUACACCCUCAUCAUGAACACCAGGACCUGCCUUCUGCUCAUCCUGGGCUACUACUGGGUGGGGGCCUUCCUGUCCAUGUUGGGACCAAUUGUGAUGACAAGGAUACCUUACUUUAGCAAAGAAAUUAAUCACUUUUUCUGUGGCAUGCCCCUCUUAAAGGUAGUCUGUAUGGAUACUGGCCUCGUUGAGAAGAUAAACUUUCUCCUCUCUGUCCUUGUCAUCCUGAGUUCCCUGGCAUUCACUGCUGGGUCCUACACCUACAUCAUUUCAGCCCUCCUGAGCAUCCCUUCCAGCUAGGGCCGCCGAGCCAUCUCCACCCGUGCUUCUCACAUCACUGCUUAUGGAAGCCACAUCUUUGUGCAUGUGAGACCUGUCAGAAAUUCACUGGAUUUUGACAAGGUAGUUGCUGUGACCCCUCUUCUAAAUCCUUUUAUUUAUAGUUUGAGGAAUGAAAAGGUAAAAGAAGUGUUGACAGAGACAGUGAACAGAAUCAGCUCUUUGAUACUAAGGAAAACUUGA